Molecule: messenger RNA, 1290 nt
Organism: Candida tropicalis MYA-3404
Lineage: Eukaryota; Fungi; Ascomycota; Pichiomycetes; Serinales; Debaryomycetaceae
Exons: 1
Coding region: 1-1290 (429 amino acids)
Cellular component (GO): mitochondrion
Source: RefSeq, a predicted model, not a curated record
AUGAGACUACCCCGUUCUGUUGUUUCAAGAGCAACUCGUGGUAUACUGUUUGUGAAUCAACACAUUGAAUGUAAUCACUUGCUGAGUUCUAGAGCGAUCCAUAUGUCAUCAACUCAACAUUUGGACCAAGAAUCAAAACCAAGACCAUCGCUUAAUGAUAUUGUUGAAAUAGAAAAUCGACAUAAUACAGAAACAGAAAAUCAACCAAAAUUUAGUAAUAUUUUAGAUUCAUCUGAUGAAAAUGGACAAAUUGAUUUUCAAAAAUUAAGUGAAUUUAUUAAAAAUGCAUAUAAAGAUAAUGAAACUCCUAAACCUGUACCUACUGCUAGAGUAGAACAAGUUGAAUAUUUUCAAAAUUUAUUUACCAAAUAUGGAUCAUUUAGAAAACUGUCAUCAUCAAUAUCUAAUAAUUCAACAAAUAAACCUGGUAUUAAUGUUGUUCCCGAUGAAAUUAAAAAUGAAUUAUUUACUAAAACGAAAAAUGCAUUAGGUCCAACUUUAAAAUAUUUGGAUUCAUUUAAAAAUUCACAAGAUUUAUUUAAAUAUAGUUUGAAAUUAUUUAAAAAUUUUCAAGAAGGUAUAACUAUUGCAACUAUGAAGACUCAAAUAGCUGAUAAAAAUUCAAAAAGUGUUAGAAUAGUAAAUGAAGAGAUUUUUUUAAAUGAAUUAUUUAAAGGUUCAAAUAGACAUGCAUGGACUGAAAGUCAUCAAAGUUGUAUUGAUCUGAUUGAGAAAAGUUCAUUAUCAGGGCCAUAUGAUCCUAAUUUAAACAUUUUAACUGUUCCUAUUAUAUUCACCCAUAUUAUAACCAAUUUGGGAUUCAAGUUUCACAAUGGUCAAUUGGCAUUAACACUUUUUGAUUUAUUAGAGAAAGAUCCUAAUUUAUAUAUUAUAGCUGCCAAUCAAGAAGCAUUUAAUGUGGCAUUACGUUUAGUAUGGAUCAAUUAUGGGAUUAUUAAUUUGCACCCAUUUCAAACAUGGUAUAGUCGUAUGAAAUUCUUGGGAUUUCCUGGUGAUAUGACUACUUUGAAUAUCUUGAGAAUUGUUAUUUCCGAAUAUAACAAUUUAAGUAAUGGUAUGCUGAUUUUCAAUAAACAAUCUGAUAAGAUUUAUACUACAGAUGCCAAUUGGAGAAUGAAGUAUUUUAGAGCCGAAUACGACGGUAUGAAGAAAAGAUUGGAACGAAGAUCAGAGAGAACUAUUACCACGAAGAAUGAAAGAAGUAAUACCACCACUACUGAAUCCAAUAGUACCACUCCACCUUCAUGGGGGUGGAACUCAAUAUUGUGA